Molecule: messenger RNA, 507 nt
Organism: Prunus armeniaca (apricot)
Lineage: Eukaryota; Viridiplantae; Streptophyta; Magnoliopsida; Rosales; Rosaceae
Source: the annotation of a GenBank genome assembly
AUGUCAACCUCUUCAGGCGCCAACAACACAAUCGAAGAUGAAAAAUUGGAGUCGCAGGUUCCGUUUCCACGUUGUACUCGCCGACCCCUUCCAUUUUCAACAUCAUUUGGGAGUGAGGGGGACUCCGAUGAUCCAUUAGAGGCAAUAGAUGCUGUCAGUACCAAGCUGGAUUAUAAUUCCAGACUGAUCAAUUCAUGGCACGAGAAAUGUGUUGAAGACGAGGCCAUUUUGGCUGAUCUUAACAUUAGAGUGAACAAAGCGUUCUCCCAAAGAACAAGUUGUUUGAUGAACCAUAUGCGAUGCGAAGAGCACCACAGUGAACUGGAGUUGGCAUUCAACGAAGGAUUCGAAAAAUUCCGAGCAUUCGCGGCAACAACUCAUACAAGUUAUAAUUGGGACUAUGUGUCCCCUGAUGCUGUGAGAGAGAUACUAGACGAUGGUGGUGACAUGAAUGAGCAUAAGCACGUCAAAGCUGCUCGGAAGAAGCCGACCGAUACGGCUAAGUGA